GCCCUGGCAGCGAGUAUAUAAAGAGCUGUGUGUUUCAAACUCUUCAUCUCAUCAGCCAUGGACAAAAGUGUGCUGCUGGUCCUGUUCUGUCUGCAGGUGUUCCUGCUCAUCACAGCCUUCACUUCUGCUGAUGCAGCCACUCUGGGGGUGGAUGACCGGCGACAGCAGUCUCCUAAUCGUCCUAAUCCGACGAAGGGAGGAAGUUUGGUCGAAUUAAAAGAGAGAGGACGACCAGAUGAACGCAGAUUUCCCGGCUGCUUGAGGAAGGACGGUGGAUGUUCAAUCUUUGGAAAAGUAAAACCAAAGGAUCAACCUACACCAAACCCUAAACUGCUGUCUCUGGUCCAAAAAAUGAAGGAAAUCCAACAACUCCUUUCAGAGAACUGAAGACAGACAUGAAAAACCUGCAUCUUCUCUUCAAGAAAGCUUCUCUCUUUUGCUUUGCCAUUCACCAUCUUGGUGACAAUUAUCAAUCUUUACAAAAACAAUACUCCUGCUUUACUCCUGUGCUAAAGAAAAAAAGAGCCUGCAAACCAUAAAUUUACCAAAAUUGAAUUCAUCAUGUAAAAGUUAAGAAGCGUAUUUUGCUAUUUUAUCAUAAAUUUCCUACAGGGACUUAACAUUGUUGUUAUUCUUUGCUUUGGGUGCAGUUCUACUUAAAAUAAAAGGUUAAUCCAGCCAUGGCUACUCUAAAUCAUGUUUGAGGCUACUGUAGCUUGUUAGCUAUUACAGAAACAGGACAGAAGAAUUGGAGAAUGAAACUAACACCACAUUGAUUAUUAAGAUUUGCAGUUUUCUGAUAUUUGGUUAAAAAUCUGCUCAGUAAAUGUUUUAGUUUUGUAAUUACAGAUGCUCUGAUAAAUUGCCUACAGAUGUCUUCUACUAUUAGGAUGGAUUAUUAGGUAAUAUUUCACUCCAAGUGCUGUUGAUUAUAAAGUUGUUUGCUAACGAAAUAAAGUUUUUGAAAUAAGAAUAACU
Anoplopoma fimbria (sablefish) is the source of this 978-nucleotide messenger RNA. RefSeq lists its product as uncharacterized. The coding region runs from base 58 to 387 and encodes 109 amino acids. NCBI's taxonomy places the organism in Eukaryota, Metazoa, Chordata, Actinopteri, Perciformes, Anoplopomatidae. The record is from RefSeq and is a predicted model, not a curated record. The transcript has 4 exons.